Xyrauchen texanus (razorback sucker) is the source of this 3678-nucleotide messenger RNA. It is a transcript of the gene soul4, whose product is annotated as heme-binding protein soul4. Bases 161 to 907 code for a protein of 248 amino acids. The record is from RefSeq and is a predicted model, not a curated record. The transcript has 6 exons. NCBI's taxonomy places the organism in Eukaryota, Metazoa, Chordata, Actinopteri, Cypriniformes, Catostomidae.
GUUCCCAAGAGCACAGUGGAGCAUGCUCUGCAGAGACAUGAAAAUGGCUGUCUACAGAUGGUCACCAUCCAACCCGGCAGAGUUUGAGAGGAUCUGCAGAAAAUCCCUAAAUCCAGAGAUUUUUGAUUGACUGCUGCUGGUCACGGUGACAUCUGGCACAAUGGCUCUCAUCUCUAUUGAGGAUCUUGAUGGCUUGAGUGAUGAGCAGGUGGAUGAUGACAUCACCGACAGCACUGAGCCAAUGGAUGAAGAGGAGCAGGACAGAAUUUUUGCCCAUUGGCAGGUGGUCGGACGGACACAUCACGUGUCUGUCCCAAGAGAGAUGAGUGGACCAAUUCAGGAGAUGACGAGAAGGAACACCGAACGAGAACAAGUGCCCUCCGUCACGGUCUCCAAACAUGAGAAGCUCGGUGAGGUGUUGUAUGAGGAGCGAAUGUAUCCUCCAGGAAAAUGGGCAUGUAUCAGUAAAUGCGAGGAGCUGUAUGAGCAAAGCAUCUCUAAUAGCUUCAUGAAACUCAUGCGCUUCAUCUGCAAAGAGAAUUCAACAGGACGGUACUUGGGCAUGUCUGUGCCCAUUGUGAAUGAGAUUAAGAUCUCAGAGGAUGGCAGUAAAUUUAUGAAGGAUGUGGUGACAGCAUAUUAUCUGCCUGCUGAGUUCCAAACCAGUCCACCAGAACCCACCGAUCCAGAUAUCACCAUCAUCCACUGGGACACCAUCAGAGUCAUUGCCAGGGUUUUUUAUGGAACCACAACGGAGGAGACCAUUUCUCGCCAGAUUAGCAUCCUUUCAGAGCUUAUUGGGAACUCUGAGGAUGUUCACCACGACCGCUACAUGGUGGCCACUUAUGAGAACCCUAGCGUGCCCCAACGUCGAAAUGAGAUCUGGUUCAUUCGUCGCGGCCCGUAAGAACGUUUCAGAACACGCCUGUUUACGAGUUUGCUUAAUGCCUCCAAAUGAAGGGGAGGGGCCAGUCACAAUCAAACCCCACUUUAUCCUUUUUAUCGUUGUGUGUGUACUGUUAUGCAAAGCUUUUGUUUUGAUCAAUGAAUAGAGAAACUUCAUUUCGAAAUAGAAUAUAUAUAUAGAUUAUACCAUUUAAAUACACACUGUAUAUAGCCUUCUGUUGAUAUCAAAGUGAACAUGUGGACUGACAGGUUUUCAUAAGAAAUAUCAGUGAAUUAACUUCGGUCUGGAAAUGUUUUUAGCAAGGAUAGUAAAAAAAAAAGGAAGAUUUGCGCUAGUGGGGUUGAUGUUUUAUUCUUGAUUUAAAUGGGAUCUAUGUACACUACUUGAAUUGCCUGUUAUUUUCUUUCUUUUCUUUUUUUUUUUAGAUAAUGCCAUAUCUGGGUUUUCCAUAGUCUUCUAAUAUGGCAUUGUCAAAUUAUUCCAUGUACUAUUUGCACGAUUGAACUGUACAAAUCCCACAUUGUCCAUUAUAGCAUGAUAUUUGCAGUAUAUGUUGAUGAAAAUGGCUCGAAUUUAAGUGUGAAAACAGAUAUUUGUGCCAUUUCAACAAAAUCACAUUUUCUUUAUCAGAUUAUUGUAUUGUUUUUCUGUUAAAAUAUCUAAACGAACUUAAAACUAGAAAUAUUUGCUUGAGAAACAAAAUUGCCUUGUUUCCAGAGAUCUCGUUGAAUUACAUAAAUUUUUCUUAUGCAAUUGGAAAAUAGUUUUUAUUUAUGGGGGAAAUGCAUCCAAGGCUCUCAUGCCACUUUUCCACUGUACCUUACGGUUCGACUCACCUCAACUCGACUCGUUUUACUUUUCUGAGCUUCAUUUCCACUGCAGUUUAGUGCCCCUCAACGUGGGUGUGAUUAUAGGCUGAUCGUCAUAUUUGUGUCACCUCUACUGCCGUGAUAUCAUUUUAAACAUGACAUAAACUGACCAAAACAAUAACACGACCGCUAGCUGUUAGCUACUAGCUCAUUGUGCUGCAUAAAGCAGUUGUUGCAUGGUGAUGUUACACAGUUAAAUUGGCCUGGUUGUUUUAGAAGCUUUCCAGUAGCUGGUCAAGCAGAGUAUAGAGUUAACGUAACAAACCAUCCUCCAGUCCAGGGCACUCUCCCUCCCAUUGCUCGCUGGUUUAGAUAGCAUCCAUUUGGUCAAACCACUUCCACUUUUCCUUGAUGGUUCUGUAGACACUUAAGUUUAUUUAAAUUUUCCCUGCACUGUUGGUAGGUCCGGUGGUAGCCGUGUGUGGCCAACAGCUGAUACACUUCCUGAGAGACUUUUUUGUUUUGCUCGUCGCUAACGAGUUUACGCUCUGCACCUCGUUUAUUGACCAUGGUGUAGUUUUGCGCACAGCCAUUUAUUUUUUCACAAUUUGAAAGUCACGUGAACAAAUGAUACUGUUAUCACUGUUACUAAAACUUUAAAACUAGCAGUUUGAUGUUGCAUGUUGGAAAUCCAGUGAUGCUGGUAGUGACAAUUCUCCCUGACCAAUCAGUGGUUUGCAGGAUUUUUACAUCUCAUUUAGUAUCGUCUCGGCUCGCUUGGAACCUCGACCGAGGUUGUACAAAAAAAAAGUAUCAGGUACUAACCACAGUGGAAAACCCCCAAAAAGCGAGCAGAGUCAAGUUGUGCCGUGCAAUGGAAAAGCCCCAUUAGUCUCCAGUAAUAUAAUUGUUUAUGGCUUAAUUAUUUUAUUAGGCCAUAAACAUGAAAAAGCUGAUGCGUAUUGACAGACUAAGAUCUGGAUUUACACCUAAAAAAGAAAAAUCUAUUUGCAAAUGGGGUAAAUUAACUUAAUUCUAGACAUUCUCUGAAUACAAGGAUUUAAUAUCUUUCGCAGUUUUGUUUUGAGUACAUUUAUCUUACACAUUGUUAAAGUCAGAAAUACUGAGUACGAUAAUACUUUUAUUUUGCAUUGUAUGUUUUGCAGUUGGUAACAUGGACAAAUGUCUCCAUAUUUGAUAUAUAUUUUAAAGUUACUCAUUUAAAUUGUGAUUUGGAAGUCUUGUGAAAUAUAUUUUUGCUGUAUUUAAUAGGCCAUCAAGCCAUUUGUAACUCAUACUGUAUAGAUUUUUGUAGAUUCUCAAAUGCAGAAACUAAAAUGUUUUUAUCAUAUGGGCCAGUUAAGUUAUUAUUUUGGUAAAGUAUUAAAGUUUAAAGCAGUGUGGACAAUAUUAACGCAGCAUGGUUUCUCACGGGUAUGCUGUUGAUUUUGCAUUUACACGUUUAAUUGUAUUUAGACAUUUUCAAAUGAUUGGGACCACUUGAUUUUAUCUGGGAGAUGAAAAAGCCCUUGUUCCUGUCUUCAGUUGAUCAGGAUAAACUUCUCUUUGCAGUAAUAUUUUAUCUGAUUUAAUAACUACAAUAUUGGUCUAUUGGACGCAACUGCAUUAACAAUUAUCAAUGUAUUUUGUUGUUGUGUUUUACCUGAUAUUGUCUGAUAAGAUUGUGAAACAUCUGAGGAAAGUAUUUUUUUUAAACAGCAUAACUAUUGAAAGCAUUGAUAUUAAUAUAGUUUCACAUGUUUCUUCUGGUUUUUUGUCAAAUUAAAAGUUUAGAUUGUAAUUGUGUAUUCAUUUGCACGAGUACGUUGAUCAUUUUAAACGUACUCCCGCUUUCUAAAAUAACAGUACUGCUGUUAAUAAAAAAUAUGCUUUAUUUGAGAGCAAUCUGCAUAGAAGUAGAAUAGCUUGCUUUACAGAAAUAAAAAUAAAGGUUAAAGUUAA